GCCGUCAUUCAUCAUCCAAUCGGCUUGCCCCUGGGAUGGAGCGGGAGGCAGGAGCGGUUCCUUUCUCUCUUCUCUUCACCAUCACAGCUCACCAUUUAUCGAAGCGCAGCAGCAUAUCAUCGCUGUUGACAUCAAGGAGAGGAAGUAGGCUAGCAGACGUUGCGCAGCAACUAGCUCCUAGGGGCUCGAGCUCGCACUCGUAACCCUCUCGUCCUCCCGUGAAGCGACCCACCCCAGCGUCGAGCUCAACGCAUAGCAUCGAGCCGGCAAUAUGUCUACCUCCCAUACCACCUCUCUUCAGCCGAACGCGGCGACGCCUACGAUCAAUCUCCCCAUCGAAAGCCCUCCCUUCCUCGCAGAUAGCGACGAUGAGGACUCGCCGCCACCACGCAGCUCCAACCUGAACAGUGUCCAAAUCGACACCCAUCGCCUCGCUCUAUCUGACUACCUGUCGCCUUUCUCCGCCGAAAUCGAGCGCGUCUCUGCGGCUCAUCGAUCCGUCAUCAGCAAUCGUGGCCGAGGAGGGGGCCAGACCAUCGAAGGCGCCUCCGGCUCGGCGGCCAGGCUUAGCAACGCUGAGACCACGGUUCAGUCUCAACCGGUCUCUGUCUCAACGGGGACGGGAUUGCGUCGUCGGACUGCGAGCCGAGAUGUGAAUGUUCGCGGUACAACGGUCGGGGAUGGACCAACUACGAGCGGCGAAGGAGGCGAUGCAUCUCAUCACCCGAACUCGAUCAGCGGCGCAGAUAUGAUGAGCCGCAGCUUGCCCAGCGGAAGCGGCGUCAGUGAGAUUCUCUUCCCACGCAGGGCAUCAGUGGUCGACAUGCCUUCCUCGUCCAACACCAGCUCAUCCUCGGUCAAACGCUCCUUCGACGAGGCCGCCAUUGCUCCGUCCAGUCUCGAAUCUCCGCAUGCCAGUCCUACCGCAUUACCUUCAUCGUCUCGCACUGUAGAGCUGCGUGACGUGGUAAAUAACUCCGGCGAAGGCUCUAGCUCCGCGGUGACGCGUCGCCGUACCUUUACCAGUGGAUCCGAAGGCGUGGCCAGGAGGGUACGAACUGUCUCCUCUUCGUCGUCGAGGUACAAGCGACAGAGGUCUGCGCGGAGAGAGGAGCAAGAGACUGGGCAAGAGAUCGGAGAAAGCUCCAGUAGUGGCGAGUCUCCCUCUCCAUUCUCCAGGAGUAUGCCCCCUCCCUCUCUCCUUUCAUCAGCAACAGCUGCCAUCAAUCCCUCCUCCCAUAUCCUCUCGCGUUUCCCUCCUGCGUUGGCCAUCCCAGGUGGAGCAGGAAGAGACGCUAGCGCGCCUCAUAGCUCGCAACACGGCGACUCCCAAGCGCGAGUAGAGGAAGACCAAGACUUUGCUGCCUCUAUCCUCAGCUCGCCACCUUUCCUGAGACCGUCCGAUGCAGAGCACCUUCCCCGUCCGGCGACACCGCCAGCGGCAGUGACGACAACGACAGCAUGGUCUUCGGCCAUCUCUAUUCCCACGCCGGCAGUUCGUGCUGCCACUUCUUCUAGCUCAUCCGCUCCCAUCAGUCAACUGACGGAGCGUCGCGAUCGUGAGCGCAGCGUUUCCCCACCGCAAGCAGCACAGGGACAGAGGGUUCCUUCCCUUGCCUCACUCAACCUUCUCUCCGGAUCGAGCUUGCGUGUCGCGUCUGCUCAGAUGGAUCGUCAGCUUGCCCAGCUCCAGGACGAGGUGCGCGCCACUCAUCGGUAUUUGGAGGAUUGGAGGCAUACCCACCCGGACAUCGAAAGCACCGCAGAAAGCGCAGCUUCGCCGAGCAUUCUGGCGGCGACGGGGAGCAGCAGCCGCGGAACAGACCCAGAGCCCCCGACUCGCCCUGCUGGUGAGGCCAGGGAGAGUCUCACUGCAGUGGCGAACAUGCUGCAGGACCAGAGGAGGAGGAUUGCAAGGGCCGUGGGAGAGGCUGAGGCUGCGCAGAGUGAGGCAGAAGCUGCGCGCGAUGAUGCAGUCGGCGAGGACAAUGAAUCUACGAGGGCUGAGGACGGCGAUCAGAGCUUCGCUACCGCGGAGGAGAACUGGCCAGAGUACGAUAUUUUCGAGGAGGCUGCCCAGGAGGUUGUGAGCAGUGGGAUCACGACUACUUCAUCAUUCUUGCCCUCGCCAGCUUCGGAUCGCGAAGUCGCCAUGACUCACAAUCCCAUUCAGGGGCGCAGCGAGGAUUUCGCGGCCUCUGAUCAUUCAGAACGCGCCAGGCGUCGCAGCGCUCUACAGGUACUUCAGGAACGUAGAGCUACCUCCUCCUCCUCUUCGGUGGACAGCGCCGCCAGCACCGGUGGCACGAGUGCUCCAUCAAUGCCCUCACCUACGAGCAUUGCACCACACCACCGUCCCCUCUCAAUGAAUCUGCAAGACCCGCGUCUGGAGCUCACAUCCGAGCUGCACGUACAGGGGGUGCCGGCGGAACGUCGGGGUCCACCUUCACUCCCAGUGAACACGCCCUUGUCACAGUCUCAGUCGCAGCCUCGAUCCCAUCUCGGGCAACAGCCAUGGUCAGCGCCGCGCCUGCCGGAUUUGAGGGCUACGUCGCCUUUCGGAUCGCCGUUUGGAGCUGAGCGCCGAGAGGCACCUGUGGACACCACGCAUCAGCAGAGAGAAGGUCGAGGAGAUACGAUCGGAUCACCUCUCCCUUCAUCCGCUACCGAGGCUCAAGAUAGCAGUAGGGCUCAUCGCUUUUUGCCAGCUUCAACGUCAUUGUCACGCCCUCCUCUUCUGCCUCUGUCGCUUCCGAGCUUGCAACGUGAUCAGCCAGACAAUUCAGCUGCAACCUCGAUCUCUACCUCUUCGAGCUUCACGCCGAUAGACUCAGUGCCUCGUCCACCCCAGACAAGCGGCGCAGCCGGCAACUUCAUUGCGCAACAGGCUAUGGAGACCUCAGGGAGGAGGGAUAGCGAGUCAACGCCUCGCCUACGCUCUUUGAGGAUUGGGGCUACGCAGGACCAGGAACCAUCUUCCGUAGCACCUCAGCCGAGUGCUUCUGCCUCUUCAACUGCCAGGCUCGACCUCUUCGCCCCGCAGAUGGAGCGCACGUAUCAAACUCAUCGUACCGUGCAGCCGUCGCGAAGUCCAAGUCCUUCCUCGCGACUGCGUCGCUGGGGUAUGGUCUCCGCUGGGCUGGAACCUUCAUCGUCAUCGUCGUCAUCCUCUUCGAACCCUGUCAAUCGUCCUCGCUCCUACUCUCGCGACUCAGGCAUCCUGCCCUCGUCCAUCUGGGACGGGAGACGUCCUGUUCCGGUGCUUGGCCCUCAACCUGCUCCUCCUCGCGCCGAUGCAGUGGAUCCAGGGCGAUCCAGGCCCAACCCUGACGCAGGGCUCUCCAUGAGCGGAUUGAUGCAUCGUCAACACCAGCGCCUCGCCGCCGCUGCUGAGGCUUGGCCUGGCCAGCCCCAGCCCCAGCCUCAGCCUCAGCUUGAGCAGCAGCAGCAGCAGCAGCGAGGCAGAAGCGCAGCCACGGCUCCCGUAGCCGAGCAAGAGAGGGACGGCGUCAGGCUGAGCAUGCAGACUCCACAUGACUUGGACAGGGUUGCUGUGAGGAUUCAUACAGGCGAUGCUCGCGAGGCCAGCCUUGAUCGAGGCGCAGCGGCUGAGAGCAGUAGCGUCGCUCAAACGGAGCCGCUCAGAGGCGACCAGCAGGCUAGCAGGGGGGCCGCCGCUGAAGGAGGUCAGGACGUGCAGAGUGGGCAUAGGAGCAACGACGCCAGUCAUGCUGAGGGUAGAGUCUUAGACUGGCGUCUCGAGUACUUUGACUUUGCCGAUCAUGAUGAGCCGCGUGCGCGGUCUCCAACGACUCCCACUGCCAGUCUCGGUGCCGCUGCGGGCAGAAUUACAGACGACCGGGAGCCUCACUUCUUUUACCUCGGACGCUCCUCAGGACAGGAGGCACGCGAACCAGGCUCUGCCUCUGCUAGCACCAACUCACUGCGCAGAUCCCGCAACAGCACGAUCUCACCAUCCUACGUGGCCGAUUCCCCUCCCUUUCAACGAGCGGAGAGGUCUGCUUCGCCGGAACUUCCUUUCUCUGCAGAUGACGUGGCGCAAUGGGCUAUUCAAAGCGGCAACGAGACGCGCAGGGCUGCAGGUAUGCGCCCUUGGCCGGACAGGACGAGAGAGGUACCACCACAGGCUGCUUCAACAAGCUCGAGACCAAACGCUGCGGGGAUGCGCACGGCUGCGACUCCAAGAUCCGCAGCCUCUCUGAGUGGGUCGCGCAGGUACGGUCAGCUGACGGACGGCUUUGCUGGGUUCUACAAUCGGCCGGAGAAUCGCAUCGCAGCCAGCAGGAACAGCAAUGCCAACGACAGUGGAGCAAGUGUCGGUACUGCCUCCAGUCUGCGUCGCACUACCGCCUCGACCUCCCGCGACCACGCCGCAGACGCCCACUCACGUCGCCUUGCCCACUUCGGCCGCGAGUACGCACAACUGCGUCGCUUCCUCGCACGAGAGCGUCUUAGUGGCGGCCUUCCUCCUCCCGAUGACCCGGCUCGCGAGCUCGGCCGUGCUUUUGGUCAGCAAAUCUGGGACGGGGUGACAGCCGAAUUUGCUUCUGCCGCGUCUAGCAGUGGUGCCGGUCGAGGAGGCGAGACUCGACACAGCGAGCGGGAGUUCCUCUCGCAGAUGCACAGGCAGAAUUACGAUCUCUUCUCACCUGAUGAGCUUCACCGCGUCCUCAACCAUGGACACUCUGCGGCCGCAGGCUCUGCAGCGGCGGAUCCGGCAAACUACAUCGACGAUGACGACUUUGCACACUUGGACUCUUAUGAGCAGCUGCUCCACCUCGGUAGGACCUUGGGCGAGGCGAGGCCAAGAGGAACAUCGCGGCGCGUGGUAGAAGAGUUGAAGGUCUUCACUUUCGGACAGGCUCAGGCUGCCGCUGCUGCCAGGGAAGGCAAGGCAGCUCCAGAGGACGCUACCGCUGAUCCGGAGCCGGUCAAGAUCGACAUCAAGGGCAAGGGCAAGGCAUGCGAUUGCAAUUGUCCAGUGCAUCGUGCCCGCGCCGACUCUCAAUCGACGUCUGUCGCGCCCUCAUCUCUCUCCGCCACCUCGUCCUCGGCCCCCACCUACGACGUGGGCCCACACUGUCCGAUCUGUCUCGACGAGUAUGCGAGCACAGAUCUGCUUGCCGAGUCGUGGUGCGGGCGCCAUUCCUUCCAUGAGAAGUGCCUCAAGCGAUGGGCCAAGGAUGCCAAGAGCUGUCCGAUGUGCAGGGAGAAGGCGCCUGCGAGGACGGGCAUGAGCGACGAAGAGCGUGAUGCGAGGCUUCGAGCGAGGGAGGAGAGGAGGGAGGCGAGAAGAGAUUCGAGAAGGGGCGAGAGUCGCAUCGCGUAGGGCGAGGAUGUCGCGAGGAGGGAUGCGGAAAGGCGGUGGAAUGCUGUGACCUUCUCACAGUGGGAGCAAUCCUAGGCGCGGGCGAGGAUGGACUUUCUCUCACGCUAUGUCGCUGAUACUUCGAUGCUUUCAUUCGCGAUGAGAUUCAUUGAGUAGAUGAAAUAUGAUUCAUGAGACACUCGAA
Messenger RNA from Jaminaea rosea, 5534 nucleotides. RefSeq lists its product as hypothetical. NCBI's taxonomy places the organism in Eukaryota, Fungi, Basidiomycota, Exobasidiomycetes, Microstromatales. Gene Ontology annotation, molecular function: ubiquitin protein ligase activity. Bases 272 to 5350 code for a protein of 1692 amino acids. The transcript has a single exon. The record is from RefSeq and is a predicted model, not a curated record.